Spirodela intermedia is the source of this 582-nucleotide messenger RNA. The record is from the annotation of a GenBank genome assembly. NCBI's taxonomy places the organism in Eukaryota, Viridiplantae, Streptophyta, Magnoliopsida, Alismatales, Araceae.
AUGGAGGAGGAGAUGGCGUCGAUCGAGGAGAACCGCAUCUGGUCCCUGGUUGACCUCCCACAUAGUCGCCGGGCGAUCAGGUUGAAAUGGGUGUACAAGGUGAAGCGGGAUGAAAAUGGAGCCGUGGCGAAGUACAAGGCGUGCCUGGUGGUGAAGGGCUAUGUGCAACGCCAGGGGAUCGACUACGACGAGGUGUUCGCACAUGUGGUGCAGCUGGACACAGUGCGCCUUCUCAUCGCUCUCGCGGCGCACAAGGGGUGGGAGGUGCACCACAUGGAUGUCAAGUCGGCGUUCUUGAAUGACAAUCUCAAGGAGGAGGUGUACGUAGAGCAGCCGGCCGGUUUCAUCAGCACAGACAAUGAGCACAAGGUGUUCAAGCUGAAGAAGGCACUCUAUGGCUUGCAUCAGGCGCCUAGGGCCUGGAACACAAAGCUGGACGACACACUGUUGUCGUUCAGAUUCAGGAGGAGUCCCUCGGAGCACACUAUCUACACCAAGCAGAAUGGGGAGGCGCAGCGGGUGGUUGGGGUGUAUGUCGAUGACCUGGUGAUCAUCGGCGCCAGCUGCGACGACAUCAAGUAG